CGAGGGGCUCGUCGAAAGAGAAAUUUUGUGACUAGAUUCCGGAGUGAGAAUGCGGAGUGGAUAUCUGAUGAGACCGGGAAAGCAGCAAUUGCUAAUUCCUUUUACCAUAACCUUUUCACGUCUGAGAACCAGGUUCACGACAUGGCAAAUAUGGUAGGUGAUCUCCCUAUUGCCCAUUGUGUGACUCCUAAGAUGAACGCUACUCUUACCGCUGAGGUCUUGCCGGCGGAAGUUCCGAGUACUGUGUUUUCAAUGGGGUCAAAACAGGCACCGGGUUCUGAUGGUUUUACGGGAAGUUUUUCAAGGCCUUUUGGGAUAUAGUAGGUGACUCGGUCAUUGAAGCGGUCACGUCCUUCUUCACGACAAGUCGGAUGCUGCGAAGUUUCAAUCAUACUUUGUUAACUCUGAUCCCUAAGGUGGACAAUGUCGAAAACAUCAAGCAGCUGCGCCCGAUUAGUCUAUGUCAAUUUGUGUAUAAGAUUAUUACCAAGAUUAUGGCAGAAAGACUGGCGGGGUUCUUACCUGAUAUUAUUUCGGAAGGUCAAAAUAUUUUCAUUCGUGAAAGAUAGAUAGUUGAUAAUAUCCUCCUUGGUCACGAGUUAAUGCACUAUCUUAAAAUCAAAACCCGAGGGAAGAAAGGAUACAUGGCUCUGAAGGUUGACAUGGAAAAGGCCUAUGAUAGAGUUGAAUGGUCCUUCCUGCUGGCGGUUUUGGAAAAGAUGGGGUUUGAUGCCAGGUGGCGAGGUUGGAUACACGAGUGCCUCCGGUCCGCCUCUUUUUCGGUUAUGAUGAAUGGUACUCCUUCGGGCUAUUUUGCGCCUUCCCGGGGACUUCGUCAGGUUGACCCCUUAUCCCCUCUUUUGUUUGUCAUUUUCUCAGAGGGGUUUGCGGCCCUGCUCAGAAAGGCAAUCUUGGUAGGCAAUCUCGAGGGGGUAAAGGUGGCACCCCACGCUCCUCGCAUUUCGCAUCUAUUUUUUGCAGAUGACUCCUAUCUCUUCUUGCGAGGCUCUCUCCAAGAGUGCGAGAAUCUCAUUGAGGUGUUGAAUGAAUAUGAGGAGUUGAGCGGUCAAAGGGUGAACCUGGAAAAGUCUGCGGUAUGCUUUAGCAAAAAUAUUGUUGUACCCGAUCAGGAGUUUCUGGCUCAGAUUUUGGGCGUGGGAGCAGUUGGGGUCCAUGAUAAGUACCUUGGGCUCCCAACCUUGAUUGCUUGAUCAAAAACGGCCACGUUCCGUUAUAUUGAGGAGAGAUUGUUGGCUCGCUUACAAGGAUGGAAGCAGAAAACCCUGUCCUGGGCUGCUAAGGAGACGUUGAUUAAGUCUAUUGCGCUGGCCCUGCCGUUACAUGUAAUGUCUUGUUUUAAGUUACCUCUCUCCCUGUGUCAGUUGCUAGAUAAACAUGUGGCCCGGUUCUGGUGGGGUGAAGGGGAAGACCGCCAGAGGAUCCAUUGGAUUUCUUGGAGGGCUAUAUGUCAAAGUAAGCAUGAUGGGGGUAUGGGAUUUAGGAGGUUUGAGCAGUUUAAUCAGGCAUUGUUGGCCAAGAUCGGGUGGCGUAUUCUUAAUGAGCCUCAAUCUCUGUUAGCCCAAGUCUAUAAGGGCAAGUACUAUCCUAGAGGGGAGUUCCUGUCCGCCACGGCUCGUUCUCGCCCCUCGUGGGGGUGGCAGAGUAUUCUCUAUGGCCGACAAUUGCUAGAUAUGGGUCUUCAGUGGCAGAUUGGGAAUGGCCAUUCGUCUUCUCUUCUUAAUUCCAAUUGGAUUCCGCGGCUGCACCCUGUUCUUCCAGUCUAUAAUCCUCAGGUGUUGCCGGAUGGGGGGGACCUGAAAGUAGCGGAGGUCAUCUGUCAAGAGGAGGGGCGAUGGUGUGAUCGCAAACUUAUUCAAUGGUUUGACUCACCCACAUGUCAGGCUAUUAAAGUAAUCCCUCUUCCUCGCCAGGAUGUUCCGGAUAAACUAAUUUGGCAUGCGACCAGUGAUGGGUUUUCACUGUUAAAUCUGCCUACCAUUUUGCUGUGCUCUUGGAUAAAUAGAUUGGGAGGUGGCGGGACAGGGUUAGUUGGCUGGAUCGACCUAGUUGGAUUCGUUUGUGGGAGGCUAAUAUCCCGCCCAAGCUUAAGGUCUUUGUAUGGCAGAUUUUUUCUAGAAUCUUGCCAACUAUAGAGGCCUUGCGGGAGAAGAAGGUCCUGGUUCUCCCUCGGUGCCCGGUGUGCUGGGCAGAGACGGAGACAAUGGAGCAUCUGUUUCUUGAUUGUCCGGUGGCAAGGGCUCUCUGGGAUUAUGCUGGGUUGGAGUAUCUAGGUCAAGGUCUUCCGCGACAUACUUUUCCGCUCUUUCUAAAAAGAGUGAUGAUGUUGAUCCAACAACCCUCUUUGUUUCUUAAGGUGGUUAUAGAACUCUGGCAAAUUUGGCGCUCACGUAACUGGGUGGUUUUUUAGGGAAAGCAGUUUGGGUUCCCAGCCUUAGUAAGGCAGCUUAACCAGCAGUUUGAUGAAUGGGAUCGUCCGCCGAAGGACUGACACGGUAAAACACAACACAUGGCCAAGUGUAACCAAUGAAAAGCACUGCAGUAUAGUGGCACAAGUAAUAAAUAUCGAAUCCACGG
Molecule: messenger RNA, 2595 nt
Organism: Linum trigynum
Lineage: Eukaryota; Viridiplantae; Streptophyta; Magnoliopsida; Malpighiales; Linaceae
Source: the annotation of a GenBank genome assembly